AGACAGAGAGAGAGAGAGAGAAAGUGAGAUCUCUGGCUGGCAGGCAGGCGGCGGGCUAUGCGUGAAGUUAUCGGCUGAUGACAAGUUAACGGAGCGCCAGGGAGCCUCCGAGAUUGCGUUUUAGAAGAAUCCGAGAGAAAAGGAGUAAAACACUGCAGCUGAAUGCAAGCAAACUUGGAUAUAUAUGACACAACUCCCAGCAGUGGAAUACAAAGAGAGACUUUAAGGAGAAAAAAGAAGCCUCGCGCUCACACCCCCAGGAAUCCCGAGGAGAAGGGGGUCUGCGAAAACUUGCCGGGAGAGAGACAGACGGAGAAAGACAGAAAAGGCGACGAUGUUCAUGUUAUGGCUCCUAACUUUGGCAUCCCCUCUUUCAGCAGUUUUUACAACAAGAUUUACCCAGGAGCCUGCCGAUGAGACAGUGAUUGCAGGGCAGAAUGUAAUUCUUCCUUGUGUAAUCUUCAACUAUUCUGGGAUUGUACAGUGGACCAAGGAUGGCCUAGCUUUGGGUAUCAGGGAUGGUCUACAAGCUUGGCCAAGGUACAGAGUGCUACGAAAUCCUGAAUUUGGCCAGUAUAACUUGGAGAUCUCAGAUGCUAAACUAUCCGAUGACUCUCAAUACGAAUGUCAGGCUACAGAAGCAGCAUUACGAUCCCGGAGAGCCAAACUUACUGUGCUAAUUCCACCAGAAGAUCCUGUAAUAGAGGGAGGUCCUGAAAUCUUGCUGACUGCGGGGGUUCCCUAUAAUCUGACAUGUUGGGCUCGGAAUGCAAAACCUGCUGCUGAAAUUGAGUGGCGUAGAGAUGGGUUGAAACAGGAUGGGAGUUUCAGCAGCACGGAAGUGUUGCCAGAUCGGAAAAGAGAGACUACAGUCAGCAUUCUUCCAAUUAUACCAACUGACUCAGACAUAGGCAGAGUAUUCACCUGCUACACAAAAAAUGAUGCCCUACCCAGUGGAAAGGAGGCCUCUGUCAGGCUGAAUGUGCAUCAUCCCCCCACUGUUACCCUGUCUAUCCAUCCACAGACUGUUUUGGAGGGAGAAAGAGUGGUCUUUACCUGUACAGCUACAGCCAAUCCAGAAAUCCAGGGCUACAGGUGGGCGAAGGGUGGCGUUUUGAUUGAUGGAGCCACAGAUAGCAUCUAUGAAGCAGUGGUGGAUCAUACAUUCUUUACAGAGCCAGUAUCUUGUCAAGUCCACAAUGCUGUUGGAAGUACCAAUGUCAGCACUUUAGUUGAUGUCCAGUUUGGACCUCGAAUUGUGGUUGAGCCCAGGCCCACCUCUGUUGAUAUUGGCUCUGAUGUGACUUUGACCUGUGUUUGGUCAGGGAAUCCUCCUCUCACUCUGACGUGGACAAAAAAGGGCUCCAACAUGGUGCUCAGUAAUAAUAAUCAGCUCUACCUCAAGUCUGUGAGUCAAAUGGAUGGUGGUCUCUAUGUUUGCAAGGCCAUAGUGCCUCGGAUAGGAGUAGGAGAGAAGGAAGUUGCACUUUCUGUUAAUGGACCACCAAUCAUAUCCAGCGAUUCAGUGCAAUAUGCCAUCCGUGGGGAUAAAGGAGAGGUGAAAUGUUUCAUUGGUAGCACCCCAACACCUGACCGAAUAGCUUGGGCGUGGAAAGAAAAUAUUUUAGAGACCGGCACUCUGGAACGUUACACAGUGGAGCGUGCAGACACUGGUACUGGCGUCCUUUCUACAUUGACCAUCAACAAUGUAAUGGAGGCAGACUUCCAGACACGUUACAACUGUACAGCUUGGAACAGUUUUGGACCUGGGACAGCCAUUAUUCAGCUUGAAGAAACAGAGAUUGUCCCUGUUGGAAUCAUAGCUGGUGGGACAGUAGGAGCUUCAAUUCUUCUGAUGUUUGUACUAAUUGCACUAACCCUCUUCCUGUAUAGACAACGCAAAGGAAGUCGCAGGGGAGUUACCCUGGGCAAACCUGACAUCAAGGUAGAGACUGUCAACAAGGAAACACACAACCUGGAGGAUGAUGCCUCCAGCAUAUCAACUGCUCCUCGAAUGGUUAAAACUAUGUACUCUCCAUUCAAGGAUGAAAUUGACCUAAAGCAGGAUCUGAGAAGUGACACACUUGACACCCGUGAGGAAUACGAGCUGAAGGAUCCCACCAACGGUUACUAUAAUGUGCGUGCUGCACAUGAUGACACAAGACCUUCUUCACGCUCCAUGCUUUAUGCUGACUAUCGCUCCUCCACAGGGCCAGCUGCAAACCCAAGUGCCACUAUUGCUGACAGAGGAGGCGGAAGUGGACCGGGGCGAUGUUUUGACCCAAGACCCCCAUCACGUUUAUCCCAUGCAAGCUAUGCCCAGUUUAAUACAUAUGCCCGGACUGGAAAUACCAACAAUGCUGUGGCUACAGGUUCAGACUUUGCUGCAGAAUGUGGCCCCACUAUGCUGGACACUACUAAUCAGCUAUCCUAUGAAAACUAUGGCACAGGACAUGGGUAUCCACAGAGCGUCAAUACCUAUGCUCCUUACAGGCUGGGCUUCCCAACGCAAGGAAAUCUGGGGUUAGAUCGGCUUAGUGCUGGUUAUGAAGCUUUUACAGCAACAGGUGAAGGCAACCUUGGAAAAUAUGGCCCCUCCACAACAAGGUAUUCAUACUCUUCACAGCAUUCUGACUUUGGUCAGAGACAUCAGCAGCGUAUGCAAACACAUGUGUGAUAAGGAUAGAAUUAAAUUUAAAAUUAGAUGUAACUAAGGUGAAACAACACCGAAGGCAGGUACCAUGGGAGAUAUAGGAGAAGACAACUCUGAAAAACUGACAGCACUGCAUACUUUACAUGUGCGAGAAAAGUUGUUCAAAAUGGACCCAGGCAACUUUCAAGAGAAUGUCCACGGAAUCUGCUUUUUUGCAGAAAGCCUGAGAGAUUUUGUUCCAGUUACUGCCACCAGAGAGUGGUAUAUGUGUAUAGCAGGUGCUGUGGUUCUACAUUCCUAUUUAACUCUUUUUAGAGAAAUGUAUGGCGCAGGAAAUGUAUUCUUAUUUUUUUUACCACUGGGACAUAAAAAACUGCAGUUAUUGCCAUCCAUCUCCUCUAUGCAUAGUUUAAAGUGAACAGGCUUCAGUGGGGCUCUUGUGAACUGCACUGUUAAAAUGUGUGGGUAUAUGAGUGCAUACAGACAUGCUGUACAGUCUGUCUAUCUGUUAUAUACCACCUUUCACAACUAUAUCUCUGUCAUAUAGCACUUUUGAUAUUUAUCUAUAGCAGUGUUCUCAUUCAUCUCUCUAUUUAUCUAUCCUAAAAUCUCUCUCUCUCUCUCUCUCUCUC
Molecule: messenger RNA, 3285 nt
Organism: Erpetoichthys calabaricus (reedfish)
Lineage: Eukaryota; Metazoa; Chordata; Cladistia; Polypteriformes; Polypteridae
Product: kin of IRRE-like protein 1
Exons: 15
Coding region: 335-2677 (780 amino acids)
Biological process (GO): cell-cell adhesion
Cellular component (GO): cell-cell junction
Molecular function (GO): cell adhesion molecule binding
Source: RefSeq, a predicted model, not a curated record